Gastrolobium bilobum is the source of this 2153-nucleotide messenger RNA. Its product is annotated as LEAF RUST 10 DISEASE-RESISTANCE LOCUS RECEPTOR-LIKE PROTEIN KINASE-like 2.4. Gene Ontology annotation, molecular function: protein kinase activity; ATP binding. The record is from RefSeq and is a predicted model, not a curated record. NCBI's taxonomy places the organism in Eukaryota, Viridiplantae, Streptophyta, Magnoliopsida, Fabales, Fabaceae. Gene Ontology annotation, biological process: protein phosphorylation. The transcript has 3 exons. Bases 175 to 2052 code for a protein of 625 amino acids.
GUGUGGCUGCCUCACUACUGUUUUUUUCCGGACUAGUUAGGCUGAAGUCUUCCAUUGCCAUUGUCCAAGUCAACUGGCGUAUUAAGUAGCUCAUAUAGGCACCGUAUUGGGAAGAAUGGGCAAAAUAACAAGGGAUUAUUAGCUCCUUAACAUACUGGGUGAUUCAGGAAGGAUAUGGCUCCAGUUUAUGAAUUUCUCUUCCUUUUGUUUUGUCACCUUAUAAUGGUACUUCCCUUGGCGGCUGGAGAUGGGAAUGGCUACAAAGGAGAGUGCCCUCCUUCAUUUCAAUGUGGAUAUGUUGGCAAUAUCAGCUUCCCUUUCACUACAACAGAACGCCAAGACUGUGGCUUAUUGGCCAUACACAAUUGUGAUGAUCAUCCAAUGAAGCCAAAAGAGAUCCAAUUAGUCAAUCAAGGGAAAUGGUUUCUGGUUAUACGCGUUGAUCAGGUUCCCCUAGGUCCCACUGUUACAACUUUACAAGUUAGAGACAACAAUCUGUAUCAACUUCUGCAAUCCAGAAAUUGUGAAGCUUUCACGUACAAUUACACUCUUCCUCCCACCUUCCAUUUUGGUGCUUUUAGUAUCAGAACUAAAGCAACCCUGUUUAGGUGCAACCAAACCCUCCAUGUCAGGCCCCCAAUAUAUAUGUUUAAUUAUACAAAGUGCCAUGACUACGAUCUCUACUACGGGCCAGAAAUCACUGCUAAUUAUGCUUUGACAGCAUGUGCAAAGGUCCAGCUUCCAAUUAAAGACGUGCCCGACUCUUAUGACCCAUUUACAUUCGUAAACGCUGAUAUCAACGUUGAAGUAAAAUUAACAGAUGAAUGUGCCAAUUGUCACCAUUUACAGAGAGGGCAGUGUCAACUCGACAACGGAGGGAGAUUUUAUUGUGCCAACAGUUACGAUAAAAUCGGAAAGAAGAUGCCGAUAGUGGCAACAGUGUCCUUGGUGACUGCUGGAGUUGCAGUGCUGAUGGUCUUGGCUUGCUGCUUUAGGACAAAGAUCUUCUCUCCCCUAUAUCUUUUGUUUUGGAAGGCCAAACCAACCCAUAAGAUUAUUGAGGAGUUUUUGAAGGAACAUGGACCCCUCCCUACCGCCAGGUACAGUUAUUCAGAGGUCAAGAAAAUUACCAACUCUUUCAGAAACAAAUUAGGCCAAGGAGGAUACGGAUGUGUAUACAAAGGGAAGUUACAUGAUGGACGUGUUGUUGCCGUCAAGAUUUUAAGCAAAUCAAAAGGUAACGGAGAAGAAUUCAUCAAUGAAGUUGCAAGUAUUAGUAAGACUUCACAUGUUAACAUUGUUACUCUUCUUGGAUUCUGUUUGGACGGUUCCGAAAGGGCUCUAAUAUACGAAUUUAUGCCUAAUGGAUCUCUUGAGAAGUUCAUAUAUGAAGACAAAAAUCCGUUACAGGUUGCUCGCCAAUUGGAUUGCAAAACAUUGUAUGAUAUUGCAAUUGGGGUUGCUCGUGGGUUAGAGUACCUGCAUAGAGGUUGCAACACUAGAAUCUUGCAUUUUGACAUAAAGCCUCAUAACAUUCUCUUGGAUGAGAAUUUCAGCCCCAAGAUUUCAGAUUUUGGACUUGCAAAAAUUUGCACAAGAGAAGAAAGUAUAGUAUCCAUAUUUGGUGCAAGAGGAACUGCAGGGUAUAUUGCGCCAGAGGUAUUUUCUAGGAAUUUUGGUGCAGUAUCACAUAAGUCAGAUGUUUACAGUUAUGGAAUGAUGGUCUUAGAAAUGGUUGGGAUGAGAAAAAAUAUUAAUGCUAAAGUUGACCGUUCCAGUGAAAUAUAUUUUCCUCAUUGGAUUUACAAUCGUCUUGAAUCAAAUCAGGAGCUUGGUCUUCGGAAUAUAAGAAAUGAAAGUGAUGACGAAAAGAUGAGAAAGAUGACAAUAGUGGGCUUAUGGUGCAUCCAAACCGACCCUUCAACUCGACCAGCCAUAAGUAAAGUGAUAGAAAUGCUAGAAGGUAGUAUUGAGUUGUUGCAAAUACCACCCAAACCUUUUCUGUCUUCUCCAAAAACCUCUCCAGUCCAUUUGUCACGUGAGACACUGUAGUAUGUGAGAAUACUAGGAUGUAGUUUUGUUGCAAUAUAUUGCAUUUAUUACAGUAAUAUUAUUUUUCUUUUGAUUUGAGUUUGUAAAUUUAUUAGGGACUU